Messenger RNA from Trichoderma asperellum CBS 433.97, 549 nucleotides. RefSeq lists its product as uncharacterized. NCBI's taxonomy places the organism in Eukaryota, Fungi, Ascomycota, Sordariomycetes, Hypocreales, Hypocreaceae. Gene Ontology annotation, molecular function: antioxidant activity; oxidoreductase activity. The record is from RefSeq and is a predicted model, not a curated record.
AUGUCAGUUAGCGCUAUAUCGAAAUUCCAAACUCUCAAGCAGGAACAUAGCUUUCUGUUCAUAGUUUAUUAUCGUGGUCACUGGUGCCCGUUCUGCAUGGCAUACCUUUCGAGUUUGCAAGACCUAAGCCCAACCAUCACCGCAGCGGGGGGGUAUCCAGUGAUUGUCUCUGCGCAGGAUGAGGAGCACCUUGCCCAGGUUCGGUCUUCUAGUGGAUAUACCGGCGAGGCAAUUAAUGAUCCGGAGAACAUCCUAGCUAAGCACUUGGCAGCCAAUGAUAUGGUUACUGUUGCUAUUACAGAGAGGGAAGGAUAUCCGCAUGGCAUGGCCCAGCCUGCAAUUUUGGUAAUGAAAUACGAUGGAACCGUCAUGGAAAGUUGGGCCAUUGCCCCUUCUGAGAUGAACCUAGGAGGAGCUAAGGACCGUCCUGACCUUCAGGAAGUAUGGGAAAAUGUCAAUUCUAAGCUCAACAAUAAACAACCCUCCUAUGUGCAUUUUACUAACCAGAAGGAACUGGAUGAUCUUGCGAGAAAGCUCGGUUUUGUAUAA